Molecule: messenger RNA, 4362 nt
Organism: Drosophila melanogaster (fruit fly)
Lineage: Eukaryota; Metazoa; Arthropoda; Insecta; Diptera; Drosophilidae
Gene: Rm62
Product: Rm62
Exons: 6
Coding region: 293-1669 (458 amino acids)
Biological process (GO): regulation of gene expression; regulatory ncRNA-mediated gene silencing
Cellular component (GO): cytosol; nucleus; nucleolus
Molecular function (GO): hydrolase activity; RNA helicase activity; ATP binding
Source: RefSeq, marked reviewed
AGGGUCACUCUAAUUUUGGACGAGCAGCGGCACUUUCGCUUCUUCUUCUUCGCUCUGCACCGAACAACGACAACAGUUCCACGGGAGUCGCAGGAAUCGUGAGACAAUACUGUUCCCAAGCACAUAUAGUAGUCUCCAAGCUCAGUCGCAGCGUGCGUUUCGAGACAGCUCGAAACCAGAUUCAGACGACUACGUAGAUUCCAUCCCGAAAGCAGAGCAGCGGACGAGGACGAGGAAAUCGCUUUUCAACGAUCCCGACGAAAGAACUGAGGAAAUCAAAAUUGAAGGAGUAAUGGCACCACACGAUCGCGACUUUGGUCACAGUGGACGUGGCGGUCGCGGAGGCGAUCGAGGCGGCGAUGAUCGGCGAGGAGGCGGCGGCGGAGGCAAUCGCUUCGGUGGCGGCGGUGGCGGUGGCGAUUACCACGGCAUAAGGAAUGGACGCGUCGAGAAGCGACGCGAUGACCGCGGAGGCGGCAACCGAUUUGGAGGUGGUGGUGGAUUCGGGGAUCGCCGAGGAGGAGGUGGCGGCGGCAGCCAAGACCUCCCCAUGCGUCCGGUCGACUUCUCCAACCUGGCUCCCUUCAAGAAGAACUUUUACCAGGAGCACCCUAACGUAGCAAACCGAUCGCCCUACGAAGUUCAGAGGUAUCGCGAAGAGCAGGAGAUCACCGUGCGCGGACAGGUGCCGAACCCCAUCCAGGACUUCUCCGAGGUCCAUCUGCCCGACUACGUCAUGAAGGAGAUCCGCCGACAGGGCUACAAGGCCCCCACCGCUAUCCAAGCGCAGGGCUGGCCUAUCGCCAUGAGUGGCUCGAACUUCGUCGGCAUUGCCAAGACGGGAUCCGGAAAGACCCUGGGCUACAUCCUGCCCGCUAUUGUCCACAUCAACAACCAGCAGCCGCUGCAGAGGGGCGACGGACCUAUCGCCCUCGUGCUGGCCCCCACUCGGGAGCUGGCCCAACAGAUCCAGCAGGUGGCCACCGAAUUCGGUUCCUCGUCGUAUGUUCGCAACACCUGCGUCUUCGGCGGCGCCCCGAAGGGCGGCCAAAUGCGGGAUCUGCAGCGCGGCUGCGAGAUCGUCAUUGCCACACCCGGACGUCUUAUUGAUUUCCUCUCCGCCGGCUCUACUAACCUGAAGCGUUGCACCUACUUGGUGCUGGACGAGGCCGAUCGCAUGUUAGACAUGGGCUUCGAGCCCCAGAUCAGAAAGAUCGUCUCACAGAUCCGGCCCGACCGACAGACGCUCAUGUGGAGCGCUACCUGGCCCAAGGAGGUCAAGCAGCUUGCCGAGGACUUUUUGGGCAACUACAUCCAGAUCAACAUUGGAUCGCUGGAGCUGUCCGCCAAUCACAACAUCCGCCAGGUGGUGGACGUUUGUGACGAGUUCAGCAAGGAGGAGAAAUUGAAGACCCUCCUGUCAGACAUCUACGACACCAGCGAGAGCCCCGGCAAGAUUAUCAUAUUCGUGGAGACAAAGCGACGCGUGGACAACCUGGUGCGCUUCAUCCGCAGCUUCGGAGUCCGUUGUGGAGCUAUUCACGGUGACAAGUCGCAAUCAGAACGAGACUUUGUGCUCCGUGAGUUCCGCUCGGGCAAGUCCAACAUUCUGGUGGCCACCGAUGUGGCGGCCCGUGGACUAGGUAAGUUUGCUCUCGCAGCGGCGUAGAAUAUACACCGUAGUUUGCGGCCGAAAGAUUUGGAUGGGCCUGUUUAGCGAUAAGGUCACACUUGCUAGGGCCAUUGCUUACAACAUACCAUCACUACCAGAGGACACCGCACCUAACGAUCACCCAGCAUCAUUACACGCACCCACUACAUGCGAGCAGAACCUAAUCCUACCCGUAAACCAACCUACCCACCAUCCGAACUUCCUAACCACACCUAAUGAUAUAUCCCGGUAUCUACCCACAUCUAGCGAGCGCGCCAACUCAGAAACAGUUUUUUUUAGACAUACGCCAAAUGCCGAAAUCGAAUAAUCAACUUGAACUUUUACCCCACCCCCUGACCCUGACCUGCAACCCGCCCCCACCUGCAACACCCGGCCCAACCCCUGCUAAAAUAAUGUAUGAAAUGCGUAAUGAUCGUAUAUGAUCCAUAUGCACUGCGGUGUACCUGUUACUACGCAACUUUUGUCUUUGUGCGUGUCUCUGCCUCUUUCUCUCUCUCCCCCCCCCCUCUCUCUCUCUCUCUUUCUUGUUUCUUUCUCGUUUACAGAGGCCGAUUUUGGUAGUAUGAUGGGGAGGAUAAUGAAUGAGCGGCGACCACUGCGAACACUCGUGACUUGAGCGACUUUUGCCAACAUCAGAAUCAGAUCUGUUAUGAUAUAUGAUGAUAGCACAUCCUGUGUGAUAUCUUGCGCAAAAGGACCGAUGAAAGUUCUCAGAUUCAGACGGUCGAGAGACACGAAUAUCGAAUAUCCCCAACAUCAUGCAUCAUAUGUGGCCUCUGCAGUCCCCGACUUUUUGUUGAGAAAGAGUGAAAUAAUAUGAUAUGAGACGUUUUUGCGACCAAAGACUACCAUCUACCAACCAAAAACCAUCUACCAAUCAACCAAAUAAGAUCCAACAACAACAACUGAACCGAACCAUCAGAGAGCCAGCUUUUUCCUCAGCAGUGGAUGGCGGAAGGCGGCGUGCAAAGUAUUGACGGGGUGGCCUGGCCCUUGAGAAAGCACUAGAAUUGGACAUGCACCAAGUCGACAGCAAAAGCCAAAGCAAAGCAAGCAAGCAAAAACAAGCACAUUGACACCACCACCCCCACAACACAAACCACACUCACAAAUAAGAACACCUGACAUUUGCUUUAACCAGAGUGAGGACGAGAAGAUCCAUCCGGAGAUGGAUGAUGUGUGUGCUUUCGAGGAUCCAGACGAAGAUGCUGCUGCUGGGUGCUGCGUCCUCCCAAAAGCUCACUACCACCACCCACUGACCGCGUUUGCCGCCGCAUCAGUUAAGCCCACUGCUCCUGGACGAAAAGGCGGCCCGCUUGUUGUUGUUAACCCUCCCAAAAAGUUCAAUCUUUAUAUAAUGGUCGUGUCUCCUCUCGGUGGUCACCUCCAAAAUGGUCCAUGUGAGAAGAGAGCUUAGUCAGAGGCGCACGCGGCUCAAUGCAACAAACUCUCCGCUUCGCCGUGCGAUCGAGAUCGCUACCUUGCUGUUUCUGGGGAGAGUUUGGACCACGAGCUGCGCGCCGCCAAUCAGAGAUUUUGAUUGAGAGAAAAUUGAGUGAAACAAUUUAUAGCACCAAGAAGACGUGGACGGCAUCAAGUAUGUCAUCAACUUUGACUACCCGCAAAACAGCGAGGACUACAUCCAUCGCAUCGGUCGCACAGGACGAUCCAACACAAAGGGCACCUCUUUCGCCUUCUUCACCAAGAACAAUGCCAAGCAAGCCAAGGCGCUGGUCGACGUACUCCGAGAAGCUAAUCAGGAAAUCAAUCCUGCCCUGGAAAAUCUGGCCCGCAACUCGCGCUACGACGGUGGCGGCGGACGCUCCCGUUAUGGAGGCGGUGGCGGCGGCGGUCGCUUCGGCGGCGGCGGCUUCAAGAAGGGCAGCCUGAGCAACGGACGAGGCUUCGGAGGAGGCGGCGGCGGCGGCGGCGAAGGCAGACACUCGCGCUUCGACUAGAUCGCGGACAAUUAGAUGAGCAGUAAAAGAAGCUAUAGGAACAGGAGAUUUCAGUAGCUAAACUAAACCGCACUAGGUCCUAAGUUAAAUUAAGUUCAUAGCUUAAGUUAAGAUUUCGUACUACUUUCACCAAACCGCUGACGGUUAUUUUUAGACUUAAAUUCAGACUCCCUGAUUAAUGAAACACUACAAAAUGCGAGCUAUUUGAACAUAGCGAAUUUAUGUUUAAAUGAUUUGUAAGUUAUUUGACGCUGGCCGCGAGGUCGGUACAACACAAUCCAAUUGAGAACAUCAAAAACACUUUACUUAAACGCAAAAACCAAUUUUCAAAUAUCAUGUGAUAAUUUCUUAAUUUAACGCAACGUAUCACUAAACUAAAAGCAAAGGAAAUCGUAGCGCGAGGAGUACGUUGAUGUAGUGGAGGAAAAGGAGGAAGUAAGGAUCAUUCCCGUCUGUCCCGUUUUGAUGACAAUGAACAAAGGCUGACCUGACGAGCGACCUUUGUUUGAUAAAUAAAUUCUUCAAAUUACUUUUGGAAAAUUAACUUUUGGAUACCUUUUAUGGCUCAACACGAGAACAAGAAUGUGUAAAGCAAACAAAGCAAACGGGAAAUCACAUUAACUACUGACACUAAAUACAAAAGAAAAACAAACUGUAUGUACAAGAUGAGAAGUUCUCUUUCAAUUUAAUUUUUCGGAAAAAAAUAAAGUUUGUGUAUACCUAUUACAACCU